GUGAGGGACAAACAAAAGGAGGCGCCGGAGGGGCGCAGUGGCCGGCAGCGGGACAGAGCGGCAGGGUCUCGGGGCUGCCGGCUGGGCGGCCGGGCGCGGCGGGCCCAGGCAGGCAGCUUCCAUGGCGCGAAAGGAAUGCCAGGACCCUGCCCAGACAGACGUGGGCCAGCCUCAGCACCAUCAGCCAGCUCGCAGAUAGCAGAGCCGUCCUCAGGGUUGAACCAUGAUUCCGGUGACAGAGCUCCGCUACUUUGCGGACACGCAGCCAGCGUACCGGAUCCUGAAGCCGUGGUGGGACGUGUUCACCGACUACAUCUCCAUUGUCAUGCUGAUGAUCGCUGUCUUCGGGGGCACGCUGCAGGUCACCCAGGACAAGAUGAUCUGCCUGCCCUGUAAGUGGGUCACCAAGGACUCCUGCAACGACUCGUUCCGGGGCUGGGCGGCCCCCGGCCCAGAGCCCCCCUACCCCAACUCCACCAUCGGGCCGACCCCCGACACUGGCCCCACCGGCAUCAAGUACGACCUGGACCGGCACCAGUACAACUACGUGGACGCCGUGUGCUACGAGAACCGCCUGCACUGGUUCGCCAAGUACUUCCCCUACCUGGUGCUCCUGCACACGCUCAUCUUCCUGGCCUGCAGCAACUUCUGGUUCAAGUUCCCACGCACCAGCUCCAAGCUGGAGCACUUCGUGUCCAUUCUGCUCAAGUGCUUCGACUCGCCCUGGACCACGCGGGCCCUGUCGGAGACGGUGGUGGAGGAGAGCGACCCCAAGCCAGCCUUCAGCAAGAUGAACGGCUCCAUGGACAAGAAGUCAUCAACGGUCAGCGAGGACGUGGAGGCCACCGUGCCCAUGCUGCAGCGGACCAAGUCUCGGAUCGAGCAGGGCAUCGUGGACCGCUCGGAGACAGGCGUGCUGGACAAGAAGGAGGGUGAGCAGGCCAAGGCGCUGUUUGAGAAGGUGAAGAAGUUCCGAACCCACGUGGAGGAGGGGGACAUCGUGUACCGCCUGUACAUGCGGCAGACCAUCAUCAAGGUGAUAAAGUUCAUCCUCAUCAUCUGCUACACGGUCUACUACGUGCACAACAUCAAGUUCGACGUGGACUGCACGGUGGACAUUGAGAGCCUGACGGGCUACCGCACGUACCGGUGCGCCCACCCACUGGCCACGCUCUUCAAGAUCCUGGCGUCCUUCUACAUCAGCCUGGUCAUCUUCUAUGGCCUCAUCUGCAUGUAUACGCUCUGGUGGAUGCUGCGGCGCUCCCUGAAGAAGUACUCGUUUGAGUCCAUCCGCGAGGAGAGCAGCUACAGUGACAUCCCCGACGUCAAGAACGACUUCGCCUUCAUGCUGCACCUCAUCGACCAGUACGACCCGCUCUACUCGAAGCGCUUUGCUGUCUUCCUGUCGGAGGUGAGUGAGAACAAGCUGCGGCAGCUGAACCUCAACAACGAGUGGACGUUGGACAAGCUGCGGCAGCGUCUCACCAAGAACGCACAGGACAAGCUGGAACUGCACCUGUUCAUGCUCAGCGGCAUCCCUGACACGGUGUUUGACCUGGUGGAGCUAGAGGUGCUGAAGCUGGAGCUGAUCCCCGACGUGACCAUCCCGCCCAGCAUCGCGCAGCUCACGGGCCUCAAGGAGCUGUGGCUGUACCAUACAGCCGCCAAAAUCGAGGCGCCCGCCCUGGCCUUCCUGCGCGAGAACCUGCGGGCGCUGCAUAUCAAGUUCACGGACAUCAAGGAGAUCCCGCUGUGGAUCUACAGCCUGAAGACGCUGGAGGAGCUGCACCUGACGGGCAACCUGAGCGCCGAGAACAACCGCUUCAUCGUCAUCGACGGGCUGCGUGAGCUCAAGCGGCUCAAGGUGCUGCGGCUCAAGAGCAACCUGAGCAAGCUGCCGCAGGUGGUCACGGAUGUGGGUGUGCACCUGCAGAAGCUGUCCAUAAACAACGAGGGCACCAAACUCAUCGUGCUCAACAGCCUCAAGAAGAUGGCCAACCUGACGGAGCUGGAGCUCAUCCGCUGCGACCUGGAGCGCAUCCCCCACUCCAUCUUCAGCCUCCACAACCUGCAGGAGAUCGACCUCAAGGACAACAACCUCAAGACCAUCGAGGAGAUCAUCAGCUUCCAGCACCUGCACCGCCUUACCUGCCUUAAGCUGUGGUACAACCACAUCGCCUACAUCCCCAUCCAGAUCGGCAACCUCACCAACCUCGAGCGCCUCUACCUGAACCGCAACAAGAUUGAGAAGAUCCCCACCCAGCUCUUCUACUGCCGCAAGCUGCGCUAUCUGGACCUCAGCCACAACAACCUGACCUUCCUCCCCGCCGACAUCGGCCUCCUGCAGAGCCUCCAGAACCUGGCCGUCACGGCCAACCGGAUCGAGGCGCUGCCCCCUGAGCUUUUCCAGUGCCGGAAGCUGCGGGCCCUGCACCUGGGCAACAACGUGCUGCAGUCGCUGCCCUCGCGGGUGGGCGAGCUGACCAGCCUGACCCAGAUCGAGCUGCGCGGCAACCGGCUGGAGUGCCUGCCCGUGGAGCUGGGCGAGUGCCCGCUGCUCAAGCGCAGCGGCCUGGUGGUGGAGGAGGACCUGUUCAACACCCUGCCCCCUGAGGUGAAGGAGCGGCUCUGGAGGGCCGACAAGGAGCAGGCCUGAGCACCCACGGGCGUCGAGCACGGGUGGCCUGGAGUGGGCGGCCUGCAGCCGGACCUCCAGGGAGGCCUCGGGCCCAGGGACCCAGGAGCCCCGGAUGGACCACCAGCCCAGCCUGUCAGCGGGGGUGCUGGAGCUGGGCCGGGCGACAGGACCGCACCUGAAGGGCUGGCCCCUUUUCUCCUUGAGACUCGUGCCCCCCAGGGCGGGCGCCUGAGGGGGAGAUCAGAGACCUGCAGUCCGUCUCCUAGCAAGCGCAGUAUUUGGACAAUCAGGGCCUGCUCCCUGGAGGCCAUCGCUGCCCCAGAGGCCGAGCCGACGCCAGAGGUCCAGGGACACCUUCUUAGUUCUUGGUAUUUAUUUUCUCCACCUCCCGCCCCCUCCCUCCAGAUAACUUAUACAUUCCCAAGAAAGCUCAGCUCAGAUGGGGGGCGGUUUUUGAGGAAGGGUAGCCAUGUUUCCGUUUUCCUUUUCUUGGUGGUGCCGUCAGCAUCUAGCGCCCACCCAGACGUAAGCAGAGCGGUCCAGGGUGAACCAGCUGUGGGACGGUCACCCCAGAGGUGCCAGGCUGGGCUCUGGGGGCACGGCCCGUGGGAAAGCAGGCCACCAGGUGGAGAAUCCAGGCCUGGGGUUUGCUGCCACAGUUGAGAUUUUUUUUUUAAAGGAGAAAGAAAUUUUGUUUUUAAAGAUUUGAAAAUUGAUGGUUUGGGUAUCAAAAAGAAAAAAAACUUUAAAAAAAAAAGGACACUAAAGGCCAGUGAGCUGGAGUCUCGGGGCAGGACAGCUGUCUCCCCCAGCAGAGCAGCAGGAUACUGAAUGCAGCUUCCUUCCCCCGGGGUGCAGGCUGCAGGAUGCCUCCGGUCCGCGGUGACCUUGGUCCAGGAGUCUGUUUGUCCCUCUCCCCUCCUAGUGCGGGGAUUAUUUUGUUUUGUUUUUUUGGUGUCUUGUUUUCUUUCUCCUCCAUGUAUCUUGGCAGGCUCUUGUUUCUGUGGCUGUUGGCCAAAGGGAAUGUUCCGGAGCUGCCAAGAAGGGAGGGGACUCGGGUUGGCUAAUCCCCAGAUGAACGGUGCUCCGUCCCCGCCCCCCUCCCCCCCCACGCCACCCCCCGACUUUGUCGCAGUGUUAAGGAGCCCAGAGGAGCCGCCUCGCCCGGACUUUGCUUUCCCACCUCAUGUGUCAUGAGGUAGCCCAGUGCCGCCACGAGCCUCAGCUGCUGACGUCAGCCCUGUCCCCACCUGGUGACGCGCCACCUUCAGCACGGGACACCUGGAGGCGGGGUCGCCACCGGGGUAGACGGGCUCUCCAGGUUCUGCUUACGGUUUCUGUCCCAGGCGCCCAGCCCACGCAGCGCCUGGUGGCGGGAAGGCCAGAUCCCUUUAUUGAGAUCAGUCUCCAGGGUCCCCGCCACCUCAGAUCGAUCACUUGGACACUAAGGCACGUUCUAGCGUCUCUCGUCUUCACGAUUAUGUCCAUUCGUCCAUUUGUUUUCCACGCUGUGUCAUCCGAUGUAAUCCUCAGAAAUAAUGCACACUAGCCUCUGACAACCAUGAAGCAAUCCGUUACACGUGGGUCUGAAUAUCAAAUAAACCUAUAACAGAAA
Dama dama (fallow deer) is the source of this 4253-nucleotide messenger RNA. It is a transcript of the gene LRRC8A, whose product is annotated as leucine rich repeat containing 8 VRAC subunit A. The coding region runs from base 224 to 2656 and encodes 810 amino acids. Lineage: Eukaryota; Metazoa; Chordata; Mammalia; Artiodactyla; Cervidae. Gene Ontology annotation, molecular function: protein binding. The record is from RefSeq and is a predicted model, not a curated record. The transcript is spliced from 4 exons.